AUGGUGGCAAUAAAUAACUAUGCUUCUUCUGGUAUGUUACCUUCUUCUGGUAUGUUACCUACGAAGCAGAAGAAACAUGCCGGAUUCUAUCCCUCAUAAUUAUCUCCUGGUGAUCCUCACCUUUUUCUACUUUUUCAGCAUUUCCUCUGCAAAUCUGCAUGCAUGCAAUCAAAAAGACCGCAACUCUCUCUUGUCCCUACCUUUUAUUAACACCUCUUCCCCUGCUUUAAAUUGGUCUGCCACUGAUUGUUGCCAUUGGGAAGGUAUUUCUUGUGAUCAUAAAAGUCGGGUUACUCAUAUAUCGUUACCCUCUAAGCGUCUCAAAGGGAGUGUAUCUCCAUUUCUUGAAAACCUCACAAGCCUCUCUCACCUCAAUCUCUCCCAUAAUUCACUUUCAGAUUCUCUUCCCCUCCGAUUCUUUUCAUCCUUGAAUCAACUCAAGGUCCUUGAUUUGAGCCACAACCAUCUAGCUGGAGAUAUAUCACUGUUAUUUUCAUCUAAUGGAUCAUGGCCUGCCUCCAUUCAAACAAUUGACAUUUCUAACAAUGAAUUCAAUGGGUGGAUCCAAUCCUCAUUUCUCCAACAAGCAUGGAACUUGACCGAGCUCAAUGUCUGCAACAAUAGUUUCAAAGGGCCUAUUCCUUCCUCUCCUUGCAUCAAUUCUCCCAACCUCAGUCUCCUUGAUUUCUCCGGCAAUAAUCAUAGUGGCGAAAUUCCUCGUGGGUUAGGAGGAUGCUCCAAACUAAAGAUUUUCCGAGCAGGAUCCAUCAACGAUGGCAUUGUGAACCUUACAAAGCUCUCCAACCUCGAGUUAAGUGACAAUAAAUUGGGCGGCAAGCUUCCACUGGAUUUUGCAAAGCUUUCCAACUUAAAGCUCCUACACCUUCGAAAUAACUUAUUCACAGGUUCUUUGCCCCCGUCAUUGAUGAAUUGCACAAAUCUUAUCCAAUUGGAUUUACGAAACAAUUCGUUUCAAGGAAACAUCUCCAACCUUAAUUUCUCCAAUCUUCAACAACUCACCAUACUUGACCUGGGUUUUAACAACUUCACCGGAAAUUUCCCAGUGAGCCUUCUCUCAUGCAAGUCCCUAAGAGGAAUUCAAUUUCCCAUAAUCGAUUAGAGGGAGAAAUCCCGCCUGGGGUGGCUCAAUUGAGACAUUUAUCUUUCUUCUCCCUCAGUUUCAAUGGGCUAACUAAUUUCACAAGUGGAAUCAAGAUUCUGAUGCAUUGCAAGAUGCUUGAUGUUGUUCUUAUGGCUCACAAUUUCCUACAGGAGAUGAUUUCAAAUGACGACAUCAAUAUGGUUGCUUCUAAUGGAUUCAAAAAUCUUCAGUUUUUGGAUCUUAGUGAGUGCCAACUGACCGGUCAGUUUCCCAUAUGGCUAUCUAAGCUUCAGAAGCUAGAAAUCCUAAAUCUAAAUACCAAUCGUAUGACAGGUUCAAUUCCUGGUUGGUUGUCAACCCUUCCAAGACUUAUCUCUUUACAAUUGUCUGAUAACCUCAUUUCAGGUGAAUUUCCAGAGGAACUCUGUGCAUUGCCAGCACUAGUAUCAGAACAGGAUCUAGCAGAUAACAGCUCUUUUCUUUUACCAAUUUUUAACAUAAACAUGAAUAUUUGGUUUCACCAGUACAACUCCAUCCACAACUGGAAGCCAAAUAUAGUCCUUAGAAACAAUAGCCUCAGCGGCCACAUUCCUGUAGAGAUAGCACGUUUGAAGCAACUUCAUACAUUGGACCUUAGCCAUAACAACUUCUCAGGCAACAUUCCAAGCCAAAUAUCCGAGCUUACGAACUUGGAAGAUCUGGACCUCUCUGCAAAUCAGUUGUCUGGGAAAAUACCAGCAUCACUAAUAAGUUUGAGUUUUUUGCAUACUUUAAAUGUUUCAGACAAUAAACUAUACGGAGAAAUACUAUCAGGCACUCAGCUCCAAAGCUUUGAUGCCUCUGCAUACAAGGGCAACCUUGGACUUUGUGGUGACCCACUUCCCAAGUGUGGCCAUCUUACAAGAGACAGUAGAGACAUGGACAUUCAUGAUGAGGAAGAUGGAGAUUCAAUCCCAUGGUUUCAUAUUUUUGUGGUGCUUGGCUUCAUUACAGGAUUUUGGGGAGUGUGUGGUCCUCUGUUAUUAUACCAUAAUUGGAGAGUCGCAUAUUUUUCAUUCCUAGACAAGUUAAUAGAUAAGCUCGAUGAGGCAAUUGCGGUCAGUGUCUCUGGCUAGAUUGUGCAGAAGGAGCCUAGUAUAUACAUGAUGUUCUUUUGUGUAAUAAAUUGGCCUGUCUGGAGUUA
This is a messenger RNA of Carya illinoinensis, 2285 nucleotides long. RefSeq names its product receptor-like protein 2. Gene Ontology annotation, molecular function: protein binding. The record is from RefSeq and is a predicted model, not a curated record. NCBI's taxonomy places the organism in Eukaryota, Viridiplantae, Streptophyta, Magnoliopsida, Fagales, Juglandaceae. The coding region runs from base 1078 to 2217 and encodes 379 amino acids. The transcript is spliced from 2 exons.